Haliotis rufescens (red abalone) is the source of this 11254-nucleotide messenger RNA. Its product is annotated as PH domain leucine-rich repeat-containing protein phosphatase 2-like. The record is from RefSeq and is a predicted model, not a curated record. The coding region runs from base 511 to 5112 and encodes 1533 amino acids. Lineage: Eukaryota; Metazoa; Mollusca; Gastropoda; Lepetellida; Haliotidae. Gene Ontology annotation, molecular function: protein binding. The transcript has 18 exons.
GAGCUCACUCACCUCGUUUAGACAGGUAAGCUGCAGUGAAGACGACCAGGUUCAUUCGCCCUUCUGUGGUAGUGUUGUGGAUCUGUUGAAGUAGCUAGGAGUUUGUCUUCAAACAUUGGCAACUGUCUCUACUGGGAUGAGAUGUGCUAGGCCAGCCAGUUCCGUGCCAGGCUGUCAGUGGUGUUGAGGUGUGUGUGUCCGGGCAAGGUGUGGCCUUGUUUGUGUCGGAGUGUGUACGCAGGACCAGGUUGUCUGUGUUGUGUUGCACACUGUAGAGCUGAAGGGAGUUGAUAGGACGCAUUUACACCCACAGGGGACACUGACAGAGGAUUACUGCUGUGGAUAAUUACAUUACAGAUUGGACAUCUUUACAGUGCACCUCGGAUGACCCUGCGAUGGAGCUUUGAUGAUAAUAUGACUCAGCUAUUCAUCCCGUCAUGUGUGGAUUGUGGGAGUCUCUGAAAUAAUACAGUGCAAUAACUAACUGAGGUUGUCACCAUACGAUGAGAGAUGUCUGUGAAAAGCUACAGCGGUUGGAGUGAUCACAGCAAUGGUACACACAGCGCAGCCGGCUCCCACUCCUACCUCCACAAUGACACCUACAGCAACAAAUACCAGGGCAGUAACGCCUGGUGGAGUGUCGGGGAGUUCCUCAAACCCGGACUAACCCAUCAGAGUGUUGGUCUCACACUCUCCAACAGCAGCAACGAUGAUGAGACUUGGGACCUCUCCGACUCCCUGGCCGACCUCUACAUGGAGGUCAGCCAGCGGGAACAUGAGGCGACAGAACGUCUUGGAGGUGGAAGGGACAGAAGGGAACAUCGCAAGGUGGAUAUUCAGGCAUGGCUGGAGAAGGAUACCAGUCAUGGCUGUAUUCGUGUGUUCAAUUCAGACUCGGAGGAGAAUUCGCGAUUGUUUCCCUGUACAAUAGCGACAACUGCUCAGAAAAUCUGUAUGCAGAUUGGGAUACCGAGCAACUCUCUGCAUAUUCAACAGAAUGGUGAUAUCAUUCGUCGUCUGGAACCGUUUGACUGUCCACUAGCAAUUCAGAAUGAGUAUCUCUCCAGCCUGGGCCUGACCGACAUUAAACGAGUGCAGGAGGAGGGCCCUGAUGAUGAUCUGUGUUACCUGGUCAAGUUCUAUGCAGGCAAGCCAAUCUCUGACAGCACAUACUCCCGGAGUCAGCUGUCCUCCUAUGCCUACCUCCGCAAGGGGAAGUUACUCCACCAGUGGGUGCGGCGACUGUGUGUCAUCACUGGAACCAGACUACUUAUAUACAGAGAUCGCAAUGCCAAACCUACAGUUGUCCAGUUGGCGAAAGGCUCUGUGGAAGAAGUGCAGGUCAAAGGUCAGGAACACUGUCUGAAGCUAACAUCGACCAUCCAGGGUGAGAGGUCGAUCUACAUCUCCUUCAUGAAUGCCGGAGAGUACAACAAGUGGAUCAAGAAGGCGAAAAAGGCAACAUCCAAGCUUCCAACCAAGGCUGACUUGUCCAACUGCCAUUUGGAGUUCCUGCCAGAGACAGUCUUCAUCAACGAUGACCUCGAGAUCCUCAUCCUGAGGCACAAUGUCCUGCGAGAACGGCCCAUUGAGGAGGACAUCUACACAAUUGGAUGGCUGGAUGAUUUGCCAAGGUUCACCCACCUCCGAAGUCUCAACCUGGCAGACAAUGGUUUGGUCAACUUCCCCCAGGCCGUUUGUCGGAUGCGAACCCUGACUGAGCUGAAUGUUGCUAGCAACAAACUGGAGGAGGUCCCCUCCCAAAUAUCAGACCUCACCAACUUACAAGCACUACAUCUUCACAAUAAUAGACUGUCAUCAUUGCCGGAGGAAAUAGCUCAAAUGAAGAGACUCGUUGUCAUUGUGCUGGCAUUCAAUCGUUUUACAUUUAUUCCCAGUGUGUUGUGUCAGUCGCAGCAUGCAUCAUACAAACUGGACAGCCUUAUCAUGGCAGGAAACCAAAUAUCACGUUUACCCACAGACUACUUAGACCAUAUGACCCACAUCAAAAAGAUUGAUCUCAGAAUGAACAAACUUCAACUUCUCCCGACAGAAACUGCUCGGUUUCAGUCACUAGAUCAUGUGACUCAUCUUGACAUUCGAGACAACGAGAUCAUCGACCUGGACAUUCGUGCAAUUCGUGCUCUGGAGUAUUUAAACUGUGAACGGAACAUGAUUCGAAGCCUUCAGAUCAAUGGAUCAUCGUUAAAGAACAUCUUUGUUUCACAUAAUAAAAUUGAGAGUAUUUCCAUCAACCCCAAGCCUGAGUGGCUUGUUUCUAUGGAUGUGUCCUAUAACCAGCUCAAAGAGGUUCCCACAUGGCUGGGUGACUGUUUCUUCCUAGUACGACUGGAUCUGAGCCACAACAACAUCGCUCGUCUACCUGACAGGAUGCUGACUGAUGCAAGGAAGCUGAAGAUCCUGCGUGUGAACCACAACCAACUGACGCUGCUGCCCGCGGACAUCAAGCACUGCCUCAUCGAGGAGCUGCACCUGGAGAGGAACCUCCUGACCCAGCUGCCUCCCGACCUCUUCAUCCGGGCCAACAAACUACGCUGCCUGAACCUUACAGGCAACUGUCUGGUGGAUCUGCCAGCACCGAACCGUAACGACACUUACAACAAGUUGCAGGAGCUGUACCUCACCUCCAACAGACUCACCAACAAGGCCAUAUUUAAAGUGUGCUGCUUCCCUCGACUCCGUGUCCUUCACCUCGCCAAAAACUGCAUCACAGAGAUCAAAGACAGUGAGUUCCAGAAGCUUGAGCAGCUCCAGGAGUUGAACGUGUCCUUCAACAGCCUCCGCUUCCUGCCCGUCUGUCUCAGCAGACACACCAAGCUCCAGGUCCUACGGGCCAACGCCAAUCUCCUGCAAGAGUUACCUAACUUCAGGAACUCUUCCAGUCUUAAGGUGUUGGAGGUUGGCACUAAUCGCCUGGAGAAUGUCAGCAUGGGCAACUUGAUGACAUCUAAGGUCAAUCUCCUUGACAUCUCUGGAAACCCAAAUAUCUUCGUCAAUACAGACGAACUGCAAGGAAUCAAGAAUGCCAAGAGAGUCUGUAUGAUAGACAUGCGAGGACAGAACCGGUCUCUUAACAAUGUCUCCGCAGUGGAGGCAGAACUCAGUUGGCAGAGUGGGUUUUCACAGACAUCAGGCAUGAGAAACAAGCUUUCAGUGGCAAUGCUUAAUAAAUCCAAGUUCAGCGAAGCUGGAGAUGCCCUGUUUGGGAUAUUUGAUGGUGGUCGUAAUGAUGAAGUUGCUAAACUGAUGAUUGAGUUGACACCAGCGAUUGUCGCGGAGGAGAAAGAGAAAAUGCCUACCCAGGAGGGUUUCCUGAAGUACACCAUGCUCUCAGCUCACAAGAAGAUCAAGUCAGUGGGGCAAAGAGUUGGAGCUGCAGCUGCCUUGGUACACAUACAGAAACACCCAAACCAUCAUGACCAAUAUUCCCUGUGUGUCGCCAGUGUUGGGGACACCGAGGUGGUGCUGUGUCGUCAAAACAGCCCCGUCUGUCUCACCCGUCAGUUCACUGUGUCACAUGACAAAGGAGAGUGUCAGAGAGUCAUUAACUCUGACGGUAUCAUCACAGAGGAUGGUCGUAUCAGUGGGGUGACAUUCAACACUCGACUGAUUGGCUGCAGCUACCUCUUCCCCCAGGUGAUCCCCAGUCCCCACAUCACAUCAACGACCUUGACUUCAGAAGACCAGAUGAUCAUCAUUGCCAAUCAAGGUCUCUGGCGAUACAUGUCACACCAGGAAGCUGUCCGUGAGAUCAAUGACAUCCCAGACCCUGUCAUUGCAGCCAAGAGACUGCAGGAUCUUGCUCAGGGGUAUGGAUCUCGGGAGAAUAUCGGGAUCCUGGUGGUGAAGCUCCUGCUGUCUGACGCAGAGAGGUUCCGGAUGAGUGAGAUACUGCGGACGCAGAUGCAGGGGCAGAAGCAGCUGCUGAACAAACUGCGUGAGCAGGCAAAUGUAACACAACUUCAUGCCAUACCUGCAGUGUCCGAGUUGGGUGGAAUUGUCAUCGACAAAGCAGGAAGAGUCAAGAAACAUAGAGGAGAGAGGCCAAGUUUAAGUGUUAAGCCAACACCUGCUCCAAAUAACAGGUAUCGGAAGAAGGAUGCAAAUCCAAACUGGGAGACAGUACUCCAGAAACGGUUGGCUGAUGAGGUGAAAGACAAGGAGAUGCAGGAGAUGUUCAAAAUCACAGAGGAAGAGGACAACCAGGAGGAAUUAGAGGAACCAAGAAGCAACUGGUCGACCCUGACCAAGAAGCGAGAGACAGCAUCAGAGAGCGCUGCUAUGAAUCAGAAGCAGAUGGCACAGAGAAAUCCCAUCCCUUCAGCCAACACUUCUGCAGUGAAGCCAAUGGUCCGGACAGCAUCCACAGACACCAUCACAUCACUAGAUGAGUUCUAUCGCCAGCCCAUUGUCACUGCAAACAUUGACAGAGAUGCCAUCCUGUUUCAUCAGAUGCAGAUGGCAAGAGCUCAAAGCAUCAGUUCAAGCAGCCUUGAUUCAACUCAAUCUGACCCCAUGUAUGCCUCAGUGAGGGAAGUGUACAGAGGUCCUAGAGCUCCAUCUAGGAGUAUUGAAGUGCUGGUACACACCCCGACUUCUGAUGAACAGAGGCUUCAACCAGUGCGUGUGCAUCGGCGACCAGAGAAGGCAGUAGCUCCUCUACAACUUGACCCUAAGAUGGAAAAGUCUGGGAAGGCUGAGGAUGACAUUGAUGCUAUUGAAUCUGAGAUCAUCGAAAGCUUCCAUGCCAGCAUAGAGGAUCUGUAUGCAAGAGUCAUGAAAAAGAAACAAAGUAUAAUGGAGAAAGACCUAAGUAAGGUGAACCUUGUUAAGUUCAAUGGCUCUGAUGACACUCUAGUUGGGGACUAUGAAGAAGUGUAUGUUCAGCAAAGCCACCCUCAUGGCCCAGGGUACCAGGAAGCAGUCACUGUCAUUGAUGACCUAACAGAUCUUGAUGACACCAUUGAUGCUGCUGAAGAUGAAAAUGGUGUUGGCAGCCAUCAAGAUCAGGGGGCGAGGAAACACUCCCCAACUCCUGCAGGUGUCACCAGGUUCCCUAGUCAACAGAGUGUCAUUAUCACAUACUUAUAGGACACUGUAUCAUUGCUACAUAUCACUUACUUAUAGAACACUAGGGUCAACAUUAUUACAUACUUUAUGUGCACACACACCUGCACCACCUUGGAGCAUACUAGACAUGUAUUUAGAAGCUUUAUAGGUGAUUAGGUAUGCUAAGUGUAAAUAUAUUCAACACCAUUUAAACCGAUUCAUUUGGUGAUAUGUUUUCCAAAAAAGAACAUGACCACAAAAUACACAUUGUUUCUCUGAUUAUAUUCAAAUUCAGUUUCAAUUAGAUGUUAACAUGUGAUUAUUAUUUGUUUCCCUCUUUUUACUAAAAACUUAUAAUACAUCCAUCCAUACUGGACACUUAUAUCCUUAUAGACCAUUGUGGUCAAUAUUGCAACAUAUCACAUACAUAUGGAACACUGUGAUCAAUAUUACAACAUAUCAUAUGCUUAUACUGAUUGAACACUGUGUUUGAUUUUGCAACAUUAUCCCAUUCCUAUUUGACACUAUUGUAGAUUUUGCAAGAAUAUGACUUUCUCAUAGUGCCUAUUGUAGAUACUGUAGCAACUCAUGAAAGAUGGUAGAUAGUGUGACUUCACUGCUUAUGUAUAGCAGACAAUGGUAGAAAAUACAUUAUCACAUACUUAUGGCACCAGAUGGUAAUUAUUGAAGCAUUAACACCUACUUACUACAUACAACACUACCUUAAAGCUCAUGUUAUAUAAUGCAACAACAUUAUAUCACAUUGUUGGAUACUGUAGCUCAAUGAGAAGCAUAUUUGUUUACAUAUUGUGUUCAGAUGAAAUGGCAUAUUGUAUAUAAAAGAUUUGUGAAAUGUCAUAACGUAGUUUGCAUAUAUAUUAAUGGAGGCACUGUCAAUUAUCAUAGUAGAAAUACAGUGCCACAUUAAACAUUAAUUUGAAUCAGUUCACAAAUUCUUUAGGAUAUUAAUAUGUGUUAUGGAGAAAACUUACACAUAAACCUUUUGCCCAGUGAUACAUGCGAUUAACAUAUGUAAGAGAUCAAUUAUUGUCUAUUUAUUCAAAGGCAUUUGUACAUGGUAUGCAUGUGUGAGGAUAAAUGGUAUAUAGAGGCACUAUGGUAAAAGCUAAUGAUGAGGGAAACUAUUUUGUCAUGGCAUCAUUGCUCUGUGAAAAACAAUGGUUCCAAGCUACAGUACCAGGUGGAACUUGGUCAUGGAAGCCUAGGUACCUCUGUAACUGAUCUACAGCACUUCAGAUUGACAGAGGGCUAGGAUACCUACCCCUGAAAACUAUAAGAAAAAAUCCAUUUCUGACCAACAUGGUCCACAGCCUUGUAUGAUUAAUACCUGACCCAUUUCUUUUUCUUUUAAUGGGUCACUUGAAUUGUUAGCAUGCACGCCAAUCUGAAGUUGAGGACAUUGUUUUACAAAGCAAUCUUUACGCUAUGACUGUCGUAAGUCUAUGUUAACGUAUGUGAGUUACAACUGUCCUCGCACUGAGGUCACUUUGUGGAAAAGGGGUGAUCGGGUAGCCUAGUGGUUAAAGCGUUCGCUCGUCACGUCGAAGACCCGGGUUCGAAUCCCGACAUGGGUACAAUGUGUGAAGCCCAUUUCUGGUGUCCCCCGCUGUGAUAUUGCUGGAAUGUUGCUAAAACUGGCGUAAAACCAAACUCACUCACUCACUCACUUUGUGGAACAGGGCCCUGAUUAGUAGUGUGACAUGGAUCAGCAUAAUAAAGAAUUGUCACACAACUGUCAAGGGCCUGUUUCCACAAUAUGAGGUCAUGGCUACAACUACAUGUACCACCUGUGUUAAGGUAUGAGUACAACAGCAAUAGGGGCUAGGAUUAGCUUGAUGAAGGUCGUCCUGGUCAAGAGAAACAUUUCAUUUGGAAUCAUAAUAACAGUUGGUUUUAUUGUGUCAUUGUGAUGCUUAUGAAGCAAGGCCAAAAUAUUUGUAAACUUGGUUAAUGAAUCCAACAUCUCGAAAUAUUUGAAUGUAAAGUUAAAAAUUAAAAGCAGUUUGUUUUCAUUCUGCCGACAAGAACAGCUAGCUGUUUUAAAAAAACUCUUAUCAAUACGGAUAGAUUAUUUACAAUACGAUAAUUAGAACAUGUUAAAAAAAUUAUCUUAUAAACUUCAAAACAUAACAUCUUGUGACGAAUCACAAGAAGAAAUACAAAAUAUAUAUUUGUAAUUGGACUUUUUAUAUUUAUGUUUUUUCAACCUACAGACCUGACAUUUUGGGGUAAAAAAUGAAACAAAAAUGUCUGACCAUACCAUGUCAAUGACCUGAAAUGAUGCAUAUCAUUAUUGAUCCAGACGAUAGGAUUGUACAAGUAACACAUUAGUGCUAUUAAGUAUUGAAGCAUUCUUUUUGUGUGACAUAUGACAGUUCCAAUUUUAUAUGUACAUACAACAUAGCUGAAGAGUAUGUCUUUAUAUGUCUUUGUUUGUCUAUGUUUGUAUGAUUUUGUGUCUGAUGUUAAUCAAAUUGUCAAAACAUAGUGAACACUGUUUAUGAUAAAUAUACUCCCGACUAACAGAUGUACAUAUAUGCUUUACAGGACUUUUAACAGAUCACAGACUGACAUAAUUUUCCAUAUAUGUAUGGAGUUAGUAGUGUACAUUUUAAUUAUAUCACACUGACCUUAGGUUAUUUCAUGACCAUGUAUAUAUUCAUAAGAUGGAUACGAAUAUGAGCUUGAGCAUAUUUUACUUGAAAACAUUUUUAAUAUCUAUGUAAUUGUCAGUUUCAAAUAUUGAACAAUUAUACUCCAACAUACAGUGAUACCUUGUUUGUCCAGAAGUCCUGUCAUCUGGACAAUUAUGGAUGCAAGCAAAUCAUUUACUUUUAACACAAAUUAACAUUUUUUAUCCCUUUUUUUAUCCAGAAAGAAAUAUUAAUAAUUUGGCAAAAUUUUUCUCAACUAUAUGGACAGUCAUUCAAUGGACAGCAACAUUACAAGGCCCAGCUGACUUUUUUAUUUUUGUCACUCGGUGAACAUAUCCAUGGUUCAGUGAUCAGCUUAAAGGUAGUUGUGUAAUGAUAUGGGGAUAUAGUAUUGUAUCAUGAUAUGAUGGCCACAAUACCAUACAUUGAUAUAUGACAACUGUAUUGCUAUUCAUAUGAUACAUUUCAUUACGUGUUAAUAUGACGUAAAAAUAUGUGAAUAAUAACAGAAACUGUUCCAACCACCUGCUUCUGCAGAUUCCCUAGUAUUUCAUGGUUGGAUAUAAAUAGCAUAACAUUCACAGUGCCUCUACCAAUAUGUUUCUGCCCAUCCCACAGUAUCCCAUCUUUGAUCUCUAAAAUUUAAUAACAAUUGAUUCAGGGUUGUGAUUCACCUGCAAAAGGAAAGACUAUCAUCUUGUGAAAAAAAAGUUCUGUAUUGGAGUACAAAUCGUUUCGCACCCAUAGUAUCGGGAUAUAUAUCAUAUCAGAACCCACUGUAUCGUUACACCGCUACUUAAAGGACUGGUAUCCUAACUGACCUGCUUCUACUAAAUACAGAAAACCGAUGAUAUACUAAAUUGUAAAAUGAUUGGGAAUAGGUGCUGUUAUCUGAUUGGUUGAAAUAGAUGAUUAAAGGGGAUUUGAAGCCCAGAAAUCUCCUGAUUGCAUGUAGUCGUCUGUUUCUCCAAAAUUCAUAUCUCCAUAGUCCAAACAAUUUGAAGUUAGGAGCAAGCAGUAAGAAUUCUUUACACCACGACUGCAGAAUCUUGUGUUAUACCAUUCCAUGACUGUAGGAACUGGUGUUUAUACCCAGGUGGAGAAUCUAGUGUUAUACCAUACCAUGACUAUAGGAACUGGUGUUUAUACCCAGGUGCAGAAUCUAGUGUUAUACCAUUCCAUGACUGUAGGAACUGGUGUGUAUACCCAGGUGGAGAAUCUAGUGUUAUACCAUACCAUGACUAUAGUAACUGGUGUUUAUACCCAGGUGAAGAAUCUAGUGUUUAUAUCCAUCUGCAGAAACUAAUGAUAUGACAUAUUUGCAGAUGCUAAAGUUGAUACCACUGCUGCAGUCCCAAGCGUUAUAACUCAGGCAAUAACUAGUAUUUAUAACACAGUUGGAAAAAUGGAAAUGCAUAGAUAAGAAUAUCUGGUUGUCAGUCGAUCAACCCGAUUUCUUUUAUCCUUUCCCUUGUGAUAGAAUGAUAUAGGUAACCAGUUCUCUGAAGUAUGUAUCAUUCAGUGCAUUUGUAUGUGGACAUUAGCAGCUGUAUUGUCAUGCAGCGGGGCAUGUGGGUUUCAGUGCAUAGCAAUCCAAGACCAUCAACUCUUACUUGGAUAUGUGUAAUUGAUGAUGAAUUCUGUGACAAUUACCCUCUCCUUAACAUUAAGUUUCAGACAUAACUUUCAUAUUAGGACCCAAACCUUAUAACAGUAUUUAUGUUAACAUGUAGUGUUUAGUGAAUCAUGGACUUGCAGAUUAUUUCUGUAAACAAGUUAAAUGUGUCUGUACUAACUAGUGUUGGGAAUUAGUUGUAAAAUCAUGAUUGAUGAUUAGAUGAUCCCAAACGAUCGAUCAUCCAAAUUAAUCAAUUAGCUCAUUUUGCUGUUUUUUUAUAUUAUGUUCAGUAAAACGAGAUCACACCUAACAGAAACAAAUACUUAUUUCAGCACUUUACCUUUAGACAAAACACUACUGGACGCAUUCUUUCUCAAAAGUACUAUGUAGGAUGUAGUGAAUAAUCCUUCUCAGAAAAUAAAUCUCUUUUCAGUGUUAUAGAACACCAACACAAUAUAUUAUAAUCUAUUUUAUUGAAGGAUAGAACAGUUGAGAACUUGAGAGGCAGUGUUUGUUUAUAGAAAAUUAUGGUUGCUUGAUCGUUUGGACCUUCUGAUCAAUCUUUGAUUAUUUCACUUAAUAAGAACACCACUGGCACUAACAUCAUUAUAAACACCAGGUUAUGAUAUAUUGUACUGGAUGUAUUCUGAUUUUAUUGAUGUUGUAUUUGACAAAGAUGGUUGAGUUUCAUUCUGCUAUCUCUAAAACAGCAUAUUCUGAUAAUAUUGUUCAUAAUUGUUAUCAUUGUUUUUUCUAACCAUGUAAAUAUCAUCAUCAACACCAGUAAAUAACCAGUCUCAGUUAUCCACUGAAACAGAUUCCAAUGAGCAUAAAGGACAAAAUAGCGUGAAAACUAUAUGAAAUGUAUGCAUCCAGGGAGUUAAAUGUUGGCCUUAAAUAUUUCAGUGCAUAGUGUUGAAAUACAGUUGAUUUCAGAUAUAACAGUCAGAUAUAAUAAAGGAUAGAUAUAAGAUAAUUGUCCACAAGGUCCAAUGUCAGUUUUUAGAAUAUUUACAUGUAACGAACCAGGAAAAGUGAUGUGAGCUAAAUCAGUUCCAGUGUUAUCAAGGUCUUUUGUAUUAUUUUUAUUUUAUUAAUUAAAUCGGAGUCUGUUAUAUACAGCACAGACUGUAUCAACUGUCAGUGGCUUAUUUCUCAUGCAUUUCCUUUUAAUUACUUGGUUUUCAGAAGCACUGACCAUAAAUAUCACAAACUAACCUCUUCACUUUCAACAAUUCUUUUAGAAAUAUCUUUUGUAAACCAGCAAUAUGUAAACCAAAUAAUCAUAAAGAGAUUUCUUAAUUAACUUGUAAUAUCAAAAUGCAUUUGGGAAGAAUAAUAUGAAUACGAAACGUCUUUAAUAUGAGGAACACAACGUUUCGGAGUAUAUGCUUACCCCUUCAUCAGAUGAAUGAUAAAGGAUUAAGCAUAUAUUCCGAAAUGUUGUGUUCCUCAUAAUAAAGAAUUUGACAUCCAUAAACUCUCUUCCUAACUUCUAAAUGCCUUUAAAAAAAUAAUUAUAAAUAAAUUCUUAAAUUAACUUGUAAUAUCAUAGUGCAUUUGGAAGAAUAUAGAAAUAUUGAUAAGUAAGCAGUAAAAUAAAUAUGUUGAAGUGAGCACUAUUAUGUAAUACUGCUCACUUAAGAACAUGUAUUCUAUUAGAUGCACUAUGAUAGUAUCAAUCCAUAAUGUACUAGUGUGUAAUUGUUAUUUACUUCAAACAGCUUCCUCCCAUGUACACCUAUUUCUUCAGUGCCUCCAGACCGACCAUUAUGCAUUAACCGCCUCAUAGAUUGUAAUUACAUACACAAACAGGUGCUAUGUUCAACUUGCUGUACAUAAUGUAUGAUAUGCUUCAUAGACAGAUGUGUAAAUAAAGUAUUUGUGUAUA